Molecule: messenger RNA, 2289 nt
Organism: Fraxinus pennsylvanica
Lineage: Eukaryota; Viridiplantae; Streptophyta; Magnoliopsida; Lamiales; Oleaceae
Source: the annotation of a GenBank genome assembly
AUGUGGCAAACGAGCUCGACCAUAGAACGCGAUAACGUUGCAGAGAAUGAUUUCCUUCCGACUUAUUUGGGUGUUAGAUUUCAAUUUCUCGACGAUAUUUUCCAUUUUAGAGAGCAUUCGGGCCCUGCCGAGCUUGGAGAUUAUAAGGUCGUAGGAAAGGAGAGAGUGCCGGAAGGUCCAAAACCCUCAGCUGUCUGCAAAUCGGAGCUGUCAAUUCAGGCUGUUAAGGGAGAUAUGAAGGAAGAGCAAAUAGAAAAGCUGAGAGGGGUGGUGAGGGAUUGCGUCGGCAAGCAUUUGUACUCAUCGGCGAUUUUCUUCGCCGACAAGGUGGCAGCCAUCACGUCCGACCCGGCCGACAUAUAUAUGCAAGCACAGGCACUCUACCUCGGCCGCCACUACCGCCGCGCCUUCCACCUCCUUAAUGCCUCCCAAAUUGUCCUCCGUGACCUCCGAUUCCGCUACCUCGCCGCCAAGUGUCUGGAAGAACUGAAGGAGUGGGAUCAAUGCCUUUUAAUGCUUGGUCCUGCUAAAGUGGACGAACAAGGUAAUAUUACCGAUACAAAGGAUUACGGCAGCAUGUAUCUGGAUAAAGAUGGCGAAGAUCGUGAAAUCAAUAUUUUGUCAGCAAUAUACUUUUUAAGAGGCAAAGCAUAUGAAGCACUGGAAAAUCGUGUACAGGCUCGACUAUGGUACAAAGCUGCCAUCAAGGCGGAUCCUCUAUGUUAUGAGGCCUUGGAAUGUCUUAUAGAGGGUCACAUGCUCACCUGUGAAGAAGAGACAAUUCUACUGUCAACAUUGCAAUUCGGCCCUGAAGAUGGUUGGCUCUCUUCAUUCUAUUCAUGUCUGGUAAAGAAAUACGACAAAGAAUAUGUUGUAGAAGCAAAGUUCGGAGAACUAGAACAGGAACAUACAUUGAAGAACAAUACUGAUCUUUUAGCCUGCAAAGCUGAGUACUACCAUCAGUGUGGUGAAUACCAGAAAUGCUUUGAACUAACGUCAAUAUUGCUCGAGAAGGAUCCUUUCCACCUAAAAUGUACCCUGGUGCAUUUAGCAGCAGCUAUGGAGCUUGGGCAUUCUAACGAGCUCUAUCUCAUGGCAUGUAAUUUAGUCAAGGACUAUCCUCAAAAGGCUCUUUCAUGGUUUGCUGUGGGUUGCUACUAUUACUGCAUCAAGAAGUAUGAUCAAUCACGCCGUUAUUUCAGCAAAGCAACAAGUUUGGAUGGAACUUUUGCCCCGGCUUGGAUUGGUUAUGGGAAUGCUUAUGCUGCUCAAGAAGAAGGGGAUCAAGCGAUGUCUGCUUAUCGUACUGCUUCUCGUUUAUUUCCUGGAUGCCAUUUGCCUACUCUUUACAUUGGGAUGGAAUACAUGCGAACCCAUAGCUUCAAACUUGCUGAGCAGUUUUUUUUGCAGGCAAAAACUAUAUGUCCUUCAGACCCACUUGUAUAUAAUGAACUUGGAACUGUGGCUUAUCACAUGAAGGAGUACAAGGAAGCUGUACGGUGGUUCGAGAAGACAUUGGCUCGCAUACCAUCCUCUGUAAGUGAGAUGUGGGAGCCAACUGUAGUCAAUCUUGCUCAUGCAUUGAGGAAAUUAAAGAGGUACAAUGAGGCAAUUGUAUACUAUGAGAAAGCUCUUUCUUUAUCAACAAGAAGUUCGAGUACUUACGCAGGACUUGCAUACACAUAUCAUUUGCAGGAUAACUUCACUUCAGCAAUUACAUAUUAUCACAAAGCUUUAUGGCUCAAACCAGAUGAACAGUUUUGUACUGAGAUGUUGAAUUUAGCGCUUGUUUCUGAAGUUAUUGUGCAUCGUGAAUUUUGUACUGCCUGCAAUGCAAUACCCCUUUGGAAAUCUACCCAAAUGGCAUUUCUUCCCUGUAGCAAAGAUCUUGGGAAACCAGUCCCUAGAUUUGCCAACAACAUCCGCCACAUCGCGAUACAAAGAGAGGAAACCAGUUCGGAGAGAAGACAGAACGCACAGUCGCCGUCGCCACUUCGAGGUUUGACAAGUGAGACACGGUUCCAGGGAGCUUCAGCAUUUGAGGAUAGUGCGGGUGAUAUUGUGGGAUUGUGUGCAAAUUUUGAUGAGAAAAUGGAAAGACUAGCAAGAAUAUUGAACACGGCGGACGGCCUCCGGCUGAAAACUAUCAAGACGGUUGUGGAGCUGUUGACGCCUCAACAGGCGGCGGAGUUCCUGGUGGCGGCUGCCGAGUUGUACUUUGGGAUUCAUGCAUGGGGCGUUGAACAAGAUCGUCAGAGGCAAUGUAUGAAUUUUACAAUUCUUUUCUAA